Messenger RNA from Zingiber officinale, 2788 nucleotides. RefSeq names its product nuclear intron maturase 2, mitochondrial-like. Bases 74 to 2311 code for a protein of 745 amino acids. Gene Ontology annotation, biological process: mRNA processing. The transcript has a single exon. The record is from RefSeq and is a predicted model, not a curated record. NCBI's taxonomy places the organism in Eukaryota, Viridiplantae, Streptophyta, Magnoliopsida, Zingiberales, Zingiberaceae.
ACCCUGCAACAAAAGAGUCUCCGAACCGAGUCCAUUUCCUAGGGUUCCGGCCUUUGACCUUUCGUCUCCUUCCAUGAACUGUUGCCUCUCUCUCCUCCGUCUCCACCGCCGUUUCCUUUCCUCUGCCGCCGACUCAUUUUCCAGGUUUCCUCGCCAUCCGGACUCCUUUAGACGGAUUCCUGCCUAUCCCGCUUCCCCGCCCCCGCCCCCGCCCCCGCCCCCGCCCCCGCCAGUGAAUCCCUCCCUUCUACCUAGCCAUCGCAGCCGCAAUCAGUGGGAAUCUCUCUCCACGGUCUCCGACGACCCUUCCUCCCUCCUACGUGAUGAUCCCAUCUCCAUCUGCUCCGCCCUCUGGGUCGACAGCUUCCGCGACCCCUCCGCCACUGCUACCAGCCUCACCCCUAUCCUACGCCGCUUUGAGCUCUGGGUUCUCGCCUACCAAAAGGCCUAUGCUGACGAUACCGGUUCGUACCUUCCCAAAUCUUCGGUCUCUAGCUCCGCCCUCCAUUCUCUUCUCGCCCUCCGCAAUGCCGUCCUCGACGGCCGCUUCCGCUGGGGUGCCCGCCUUGAUCUCCUUCUCCGUUCGCCCCGGGACACCACUGAUCCAACCACCUUAUCCAAGCGCAAGCUCCGUAUACUCCUCACCUCUACGCAGCCUACGCCUUUCCAGGACCGUGUUGUCCAGGAAGUCCUUCUCAUGAUCCUUGAGCCUAUCUAUGAAGCUCGAUUCUCCCAGAAAUCUUUUGCCUUUCGCCCUGGACGGGAUGCUCACACUGCUAUCCGGACGAUCAGAAGAAGCUUUGCCGGUUAUCUAUGGUACAUCAAAGGUGACGUCAGCACCAUUCUUGAUGGAGUGAAGCCUGGAUUGAUCAUCAAUGCGUUGAUCCGGGAUGUUAGGGAUAAAAAAGUCGUGGAUUUGAUUAAAUCAGCCCUAACAGCCCCAGUGAUAAUUGGUCGCCCCACCGAUGAGGAGAUUGCUAAGAAGAAGAAAAAAAGUAGGAAGCAUCAGAAAAAGAGGGUAUUGGCCGAGGACGAGCCCAAGCCUGAUCCGUACUGGCUAGAAAGUUUCUUUGGUUUUGCUCCGGCGGAGGCUGAAAAGAAUCCAAAUUGGGGGCAUUGUGGAGUCUUAAGCUCAUUACUUGCCAAUGUGUAUCUAGAUGAGCUUGACAGAUGGAUGGAGGAGAAGAUUAAGGAGUUCUACCAACCCUCAAAGUCUGAUGUUAUAUGGACUGGGGAUGAUGCUGAGCACGGGAACACAUCAUGGCCAGAGUUUGUUCCCACUAGCGGGCCUGACAAGACCAGAAAAAUGGACUAUAUUCGCUAUGCUGGUCAUUUUUUGGUUGGAGUUAGGGGUCCUCGAGCAGAUGCUGCAGUGCUAAGGAAACAGCUAAUUGAGUUUUGUGAUCAGAGAUAUCAGCUCAAGCUUGAUAAUGAGAAUCUCCCGAUUGAGCACAUCACCAAGGGUAUUAUGUUUAUGGAUCAUGUACUCUGCAGGCGAGUAGUAUAUCCUACACUUAGGUACACAGCAACUGGGGGGAAGAUCAUCAGUGAAAAAGGUGUAGGAACACUUCUGUCAGUCACAGCAAGUUUGAGACAAUGCGUCAGACAGUUCAGGAAGCUGAACUUCUUAAAAGGAGACAGGGAUCCUGAUCCGCAACCUUGUUUCAAAAUGUUUCAUGCAACACAAGCACACACAAAUGCACAGAUGAAUAAAUUCUUGCAAACUAUGGCGGAGUGGUAUCGUUAUGCAGAUAACCGCAAGAAGGUUGUGAACUUUUGUUCCUAUAUCAUAAGGGGUUCAUUAGCCAAGCUCUAUGCUGCUAAGUACAAACUGCGGUCUAGAGCGAAGGUCUACAAGAUUGCAUCAAGGAAUCUAGCCCGCCCUUUGAAGGAUAAGAAGGGUCAGUCCCCUGAGUAUCUGAACCUGUUGAGAAUGGGUCUCCUGGAUUCAAUUGAUGGUCUUCAGUACACUCGGAUGUCUUUGGUUCCCGACACAGAUUAUACCCCAUUUCCUGCUGGGUGGAGGCCAGAGCAUGAGAAGGUUUUACUGGAAUACAUUAGGCUUCUGGAUCCCAAGACUCUAGAGGAUCAACGAUCUUGCCUUAGGGAGGAGGGGCUUUCUACGCCUCAAGAUUUUGUUUCUCUGCUGGUCUGGAACUAUAAAAGGAAUGCUAUUAUGUUGCCUCCCUUGGGGGAGAGUGAUACCCAGAGAGCUAAAGAAGAAUUGCUGGGAUCUACUUGUACUGAAAUGAAGGAUCAGACGGUUUUUGAGGAAGAGAGACAAGAAUCUCUUCAGGCAGCACAAAUUUGAUAAGUAAGAAAUCAUAGAUGAAGGUAACUUGGUUAUUGGCGGAGAGAGCAAAAUGUGAAUCACGCAUCACAUAAAAACGGACAAAUAACAGGCCACCAUGAAAGCUGCUUCACAUUUUGAAGCGAUUAACACAUAUCAAGUGGAAGUAAUUUGGAACCAGUUCUCUGUAUAAUCAGAUUAUGCUGUAUAUUGGGGGUCCUUUACGAAUACAUUUUAGAAGGUUGACAAAAAAAAAAAAACGGAUACCUUAUGCCAGUUGCUUGGGAAAAACCAUGUGAACAUCCUAGUUUCCAACAUCCUAGUUUGAGUUUGACUUUAUACACCCAAAUGGGUCUUUCUAUUAAAUGCAUGCUCAGAAAAAAAAGUUUGGCCAAAAGGUGUGUGGUUCAAUUAGUGAUGUUCUGUGCUGUCAUUUCACAUUUGGACUCCAAAUUAUGUAAGUUCGAUUAAUUUAUUCAUCAUUGAUUGGCAAGAACA